Messenger RNA from Australozyma saopauloensis, 1200 nucleotides. It is a transcript of the gene HRQ2, whose product is annotated as Hrq2p. The record is from RefSeq and is a predicted model, not a curated record. Lineage: Eukaryota; Fungi; Ascomycota; Pichiomycetes; Serinales; Metschnikowiaceae. The transcript has a single exon. The coding region runs from base 1 to 1200 and encodes 399 amino acids.
AUGGAUUUUUUCAAUUCUUUGGACUUGAAGGAUGUGGGCCUCGUGGUUGCUUUCCUUGUCUUGAGUGGAUAUCUCAUCAAGAGCAACAAAGCAAAGUCAAACGAUGGCGGAUCAGAAAAGGUCAAAAUUAAUAUUAAAGAAAAGUCCGAAUUUAAGACAAAAGGAAAAUCUGACAAAAUCAAUGUGGAAGCAGUCAGAGAAGAUUUUGAUUGGCUGACUGAAAAGCCAUUGAAGUCAUAUCCCUUCAAGGAUAGCGAGUACAAAUUGACAAUGGGUAUCAAGUUUCUUGAAGCUAAGGACUGGCUCCUCAUUGAGGAUACUUAUCUCGACAGAAUCAAUGAAAAAACAAGGAUUGUGACAAACUCGCAUCCUGACUACGCUCCUGAUAAAGACUUACGCAGAAGUACUGUCUUCACCAGUGAAGAGGGAAACUCUGCCAUACGCGAGUUCUAUGACAUAGUUACGAAGUACAUGUGCGACAAGUAUCCCAUGUAUUUCAUCAAAUCGGAAGAUCAAAUUUACAACAAAAUUACAGAGGAGUAUAUCCCUGCCACAUCGGAGGGCGUCGACGAUCCAGAGUCACUAUUGAUUGCUUUGACUAGAACCAUUGAGGAAGAUUUCAUCAUUCUUUUGCCUGAUCCCACCAAGAAAGACGAACCAUAUGGAACAGAAUACUUUUUUAAGGCCGGUGUGUUUGCCUUUGCUGCUGGGUUCGAUCCAAUCGAAAAAUUCAAUCAACCUUUAACUUGCAUACACGGCCCAAUUCCUGGCUAUGAAGAGAAGCUCAAAACAUCCAUGAAUAGGUUCUUCGACAGACUCAAGCCCGGUGAAUUUGUGAGCAGAUCGAAUUUCUCAAUUCAAACACACAAAAAGUUGUAUGUUGAUGAUGCCAACAAGGGUUAUCACUUGACGCAGGAAGAGCUUGAUCGCCCUAUUCCUUAUGAAGAUCUAGACUUUGACAAUCAGGUCCAUUACAGAAGUGAGAGACAGGUGCUCAUCAAAAUGCCCAAGACAAAAGCGACAGUUUUCACAAUCAGAACGUAUUUGCACCCAUUGAGCCAACUCAAAGAGGACCCUGAGGUCGCGGCUCGUUUAAGUGGAACUUUGCUGAAGUUUCCAGAUGAUAUGGCCAGAUAUAAGAACAUCGUGCAGCCACGGCCUGCAGUUUUGAGAUAUUUGAGCGAAAUAUCCAAAGCAUAA